AUGCCUGCCGAAAAAACCGAACUUCCUAAUAUUCUCUGUCCAUUGCUCAAUGCCGUAUUCGUGGCUGUUCUUCGGCGAUUGCACACAGCCUUUUUCUACGUGGACUACGAGGCAGAUCGGGCGAUUGCAGAGCUGGCAAUAAAAUAUCAGUGUCCUGCAAUGAGUGCAGACUCAGACUUCUUUAUUUUUACCGAUUACUGGGGAGACUGUGGUGGUUAUUGCUGUAUUCAGCCCAUCCCAUUUAAUGCCUCACCCAAAGCUUUCGAAAACAAGGUAUGUGAGGCAUGUGCCCUAGGGGACUUUUCACGGCAGAAUCAGAGAACUUAUUGCUACUACCUCGAGGCAAAGUGUUUUACGCCCGAUCAAGGAGCCUUUUCAAGGUUAGCAGCUCCCCUCAGACCGGUAUUUGCUGUGCUCUGGGGCAAUGACUAUGUUCCAUCUGGAUACUUUUAUUCCUGCCUUCCAGACUGGAUAACACGCAAAGUGGACUCAGGCCGCAAGUUUGGUCGGCAGAAAAUGAUGGAGAACCUGAUUGAGUGGUUAUCCAGUUUCGGAUCCAGUUUGCAGAAACCUAUCUCGUAUGUUCUUUCAAGAUUCCCGCCAAAUGAGAAGCUAGAGGCCGAAGAGGCAUUUUACAAGGGCCUCAGUCUAUACUCCGUCGACUUGAAAAGUGCACUUGAACGCUACGGAAAGUACAUAGGGCUUGCUGCUCCUACCACCAGGACAGAUAGGUCGCGCACUGCAGGAAGCACCACAAGGACAUCAUACGGUGAACGAGCCCGGCAAGUUCUGCUGGGGCAGGGAAAUCAUGUGAUCCGGGAACUGACCGAAAACUGGCCCACAGCACUGGUCGAAUAUUUUAGAACCCAUCCGACCUUCGGGCUGUUCAAUCCAGUCUACAGCUUUGACCAUUUAUGUGGCAGUGGAGUGCAGGACAUGAGACAGCCGGAACCACCUGAUAUAUGCUCAAGAAACCUCCGCCAACUCCUCUACAGUGUCCUCUUUCACAUAGAAGGAAAUAAUAGGCGAGACCUUCAUGGUGUACGGGGCACCAGCUCAAAUCCCCAUGUUUUUGAAACUAAGAUCAAUGAGCAAAUGGAGAUAGAAGUGACUACCGUGAAGCUGCUCAAAUUAACGGUUACAACACCAAGGCGGUUGCUAAGGAUGUGUUUUGGACUUCCAUGCAACAUGCCCGAUACUCCGGAGUGGCUUCAUGGAUUGGCUUGCGCCUGUUUCAUUGUUCUGCAGUCAAAUCAAAAGAAGCAGCAACAGGAGUCUGGUGGGGAACCAAUAACUAUGUCUUCCUCACCAACAGUCCUCGCAACUCUAGCAUUCAGCCUCGUCGCCUUCGCACUUCAGGGAGAGGAGACCCCACAAGGACCGUCAACUGAAGAAGUCCUUCUGGGUGAUCGCAUUUCACAAGGACUUGGUCUGCUGGACUGUCCAGACUCGGCCGAGGCCUGCCUGAACUUCGAGUACGUUCACACCUACGCCCAACUGCAGAUAGCGUACUCGACACUAGUCACGCUAGGUGGCGUCUUGACAGCAACCAUGCCCUCAAAGGAACAUGUAGAUUUGGGCUCACUUAACGAAGUCAGUUUCUGUUUUCCAUCUGGACGCCUGGUUCACAGACUGGCGGUUCGACUGGGUCUUCUCCCUCAAUGUGAGCGACAGAAGGAAGUCUGUGAAGUAAUCUUUCCCCGAUUGUUGGAGGCAAACCCCAUGAAGAAAGACAGUCCACCCUGCCUGACGCAGAAUGCUCUGUGCCAGCUGACAUCAAAUUACGCACGGAUUAUCACGUUUGUGGAUAAUUUGCUUGCAGGCCGGAAAUAA
Molecule: messenger RNA, 1833 nt
Organism: Spirometra erinaceieuropaei
Lineage: Eukaryota; Metazoa; Platyhelminthes; Cestoda; Diphyllobothriidea; Diphyllobothriidae
Source: the annotation of a GenBank genome assembly